CUGCUGCUGCCAUUGCCAUUGCUUGCUCUCUCCGCAAUCGCCAUGGCUCCCUCAGAUACUACGACGGAGCCUGAUGCCCGUCGCAAGGGUCCACGGCUCGAGGAGGCCAUUUCCAAUCCCGGCGCCGUCAAGAUCAAUGUCAAGGGUGCCUUUAUCGUCGACGACGAGCCCCGAUCGCGCAGUCCUGUCGAGGCCGAGGGUGUUCACUACGAAAAUAAGGAUAUUCGUCUGCCACACCAUACUGGCGUUGUGAGCCAUGUCGCCGUCGAUAUUGGAGGAUCAUUGGCUAAAUUGGUAUACUUUACACGAGAGCUGGACGCCGCGGACAACGGUGGUCGCCUCAAUUUCAUCAACUUCGAAACACACCGAAUCGACAUCUGCAUCAACUUCAUCCGUCAACUCAAGGAGGAACAUGAGAAACGCAAUGGCUCAGUACCGGAUGAAUUGUGUGUUGUUGUGGUGGCGGGGGGGGGCGCAUUCAAGUUCUACGACAAGCUUAAGGAGGCGCUGGACGUCAAUAUUCUGCGAGAGGAGGAGAUGGAAUGCCUGAUCAUUGGUCUCGAUUUCUUCAUCACCGAAAUUCCCAACGAGGUGUUCACUUACAGCGAUGCCGAUGCCGAACCGAUGCAAUUUGCCGAGGCCCGACCGGAUGUGUACCCGUACCUCCUGGUCAAUAUAGGGUCUGGUGUGUCCAUGAUCAAGGUCUCUGGUCCCAGACAGUAUGAACGUGUAGGCGGAACCCAUCUUGGUGGAGGCACAUUCUGGGGGCUCAUGUCCUUGCUCACUGGCGCGCGAACCUUUGACGACAUGCUGGCCAUGGCGGAUCGCGGGGACAACGCCGGAGUGGACAUGUUGGUGGGGGAUAUUUACGGCAUGGAUUACACCAAGAUUGGACUGAAGAGCACUGCUAUCGCUAGUACCUUUGGCAAGGUGUUCCGGUUGAAGAAUGCUGCUGAGUGCGGGGCCGAGGAUGGCGAGGGCUUGAUUCACGAUGAAGAAUUCGAGCGCAGCAACGGGGGAGUUAACUUCCGACACGAAGAUAUGAGUCGGAGUCUUCUAUAUGCUAUCAGCAACAACAUCGGCCAAAUUGCCUACCUACAGUCAGAAAAGCAUCAAGUCAAGCACAUUUACUUCGGAGGAUCCUUCAUACGGGGCCACCGCCAGACCAUGAACACACUCUCCUACGCCAUCCGGUUCUGGUCCAAGGGCGAGAAACAGGCCUACUUCCUGCGCCACGAGGGCUACUUGGGUGCCGUCGGUGCGUUUAUUCGCCGGCAGCCGCAGAACUGGGGGCGCAGAAAUAGUAUCGACGAGGUGGUGGCACCGCAGGCGGUCCGAAACAUCGUCAUGAAUUCUGGAUUGAACCCUGAACAGAAUGGUUCUUCCAGCUCGUCUUCAUAAUCAGCGGCGAGAACUCCCACUUUCUCUCCACCUCCGCCUCCAGACCUGGAGGAAUAACCGAUACCCCUUGGAAUGUACACUUCAUCUGCCUCGUCGAGGUUCUCGCAACCUCGUCUCUCUACACAAGAUAAUCUCACAUAACCUUCUGCUCCAGUUUACAGAAGGGCACAACGCAUAUUGAAUCACAGGGGAGCAAAAUCCCUCCAAUCAUAUACCCCUUCGAAAUCUUGGGCAUGCCCAGACAUCAUAUUUUAGAAGAACUUUUUGCCAGAUAGAAUGAUAACAGGACACGAGGAUUUUUUCUGCAGCCUGUUAGUGUAUUAAUUAGAACUUCAUUUGCAAAUCUUGCAUGUGCAUUUGUGAUAGGCUGAGGCUACUCGCAUGCCAACUUGUGCUUUCGCACGACAGACUAAUCUAUUUUCGAAUAUAGUGGAUAACAGGCAGACAGGAUCCUUGAUAUCAAGACUGGAGAAACGGUUUUACAUUGUGAAUAUGUG
This is a messenger RNA of Penicillium subrubescens, 1898 nucleotides long. Its product is annotated as pantothenate kinase. Gene Ontology annotation, molecular function: pantothenate kinase activity; ATP binding. Gene Ontology annotation, cellular component: cytosol; nucleus. The coding region runs from base 43 to 1401 and encodes 452 amino acids. Lineage: Eukaryota; Fungi; Ascomycota; Eurotiomycetes; Eurotiales; Aspergillaceae. Gene Ontology annotation, biological process: coenzyme A biosynthetic process. The transcript is spliced from 4 exons. The record is from RefSeq and is a predicted model, not a curated record.